CCGCUGCUCCCGGCGGUGCGGCCCCGCCUCGGAGGCGGCGGCCGGGGCCGGGCGGGGCGGGAGCGGGCCGGGCUGGAGCCGCAGCGCCAAGGGCUCGGCCAUGGGCGAUUUCCAGCUCUCCGUGGAGGAGCUGAACGAGCUCCUGUCUAACGGGAGCGGCUGCUACAGCCUGCCCAGCGCGCACAGCAACGAGGUGGUGCCGCGCAUCCACGUGGGGAACGCGUUCAUAGCCAAGAACAUAACGAGGCUGCAGCAUCUGGGGAUAACCCAUGUUCUGAAUGCAGCAGAGGGGAAAUCAUUCAUGCAUGUGAACACUAAUGCAGAGUUCUAUGAAGGCUCAGGCAUCAGAUACCAUGGCAUAAAAGCUAAUGAUACGCAGGAGUUUAACCUCAGUCGCUACUUUGAGGAGGCAGCUGAUUUUAUUGACAAAGCCCUUUCCCAGAAGGAUGGCCAGGUGCUGGUGCACUGCCGCGAGGGCUACAGCCGCUCGCCCACGCUGGUCAUCGCCUACCUGAUGCUGCGGCGCGGCCUGGACGUGCGCAGUGCGCUCUGCGCCGUGCGCCAGCAGCGCGAGAUCGGCCCCAACGACGGCUUCCUGCGGCAGCUCUGCCAGCUCAACGAGCGCCUGCUCAAGGAGGGCAAGGUCAAGCCCUAGAGCGCAGCACCACGCUGGUUCUGUUUGCGGUUUCUCAGAGGUUUAGAGGAUGGGUUCGGCGCUUUAGAGACGCGAAUUUCAACCGCCCGGCUGGAAUUGCUGCUUGUCUAGUGAAAGUGUCCGUCUGGAACUCUGUGAUGUUUUCGAGAUGGGACAAAAUUGCGUCGCUGUUUGGAGCUGUUGCCAUCAAGGGAUGCUUGUAGAGGGGUAACUCAGCUGUCUUCACACAUUUCAGAGCCCCUGCAGGUUCCAUAGCCUAUGUGGUUUGCGUUGACAUUGAAUGUGAUUUGUUUAAGCUUUGUCUUUAGUUGUCUCACCAGUUCAGGAGCACAUAAUCACAGAUUGAUUCUAUGCAGCUGCUUUUGUUGAAGAGCUCUGGGUGUCAGGGGCACAGACCCAAAUCUGACUCCACCAUGGGUUCGGGAUGAACACAGUUUUAUACCCUUAUUAUAUAACUCCAUAUUAAUUAUUAAACUUACAUUGUUCUAUUGUAUACGUUGAUUUCAUCCAAGCAUGGAUUCUUGUAAUUUGAUGAGCCCUUGGGGGACACUGGACUGGGACUGUCCCAGUGCCACUCCCAGUGUCCCCAGUGUCCCCAUUUCCCUGUUCCCAGUGCAAACUGGAGCUGGUGGUUGGGUCCCUGGCGUCCUGCUUGGAGCUGGUGCUGAGGACAAGCCCUUGGGGACACUGGGCUGGGACUGUCCCAGUGUCCCCAGUGCCACUCCCAAUCCAAAAAUCCAAUACAUUGAUUUCAUCCAAGCAUGGAUUUUUGUAAUUUCUUGUUACAAAUAAACAAUAAUUAUAUCCAAUUACCAAACGAUCAUCACAUUUAACAAUCGUAUCAUUUAUCAUAUAGCAAUCAUAUCUUUUAUCUUGUUCAUUAAAUGAUUAUACAGCUGCAGUUUCACAUGAUCCAUUAAAGCCUAACGUUUUCUGAGGGCCUCCCCUAACGUUUUUCCAGGCCCAGCCUUUCUUUCCAACUCCCCUGAAUAUCCCAUGAUUUUAGAAACAUUUUAUCCCUAUAUUUUCAACCAGAGCACCAGCUCCUAAAAGCCCCAACACAUCCCUUCAUCACUCUUAAUAGGAGCACUGUAAUUUCUAAAGCUUCUUUUUCAUGCACACAGGUGCCUAAGGUUUGAAUGUAGGAGCUUCCGGGAAUGGGAAGCAAAUGUACAAAUGCACAGAUGCAUUCACUUGGAAAAGAAAGUGCAUGCAGUGUUUUGUGUGGAUUUAUGCAGUACACAGUGUGAGAGUAAAGCCAUUCAGAACCCAUGCUUGAUGCACACUGUGUCUCCAAGAAUAGUUUUUUAUCUUUUCUGUUACAAUGGACAUGAAAUAGUCUGUUAUUAAAUGCUCUUUUAUUUCAAGAUCAUAAUAGAAAAAACGUCAAUUGCAAAUGCUGAGGGAAGAACUUGAACAAGGAAGAAAUAAUAUUAAUAUUUAGAAGUGUUUGUGGUGGAUAUAUAAUAUAAGUAUCCUAAUAUAAUGCCUUUCAAAGCUUGUAUGGAAUUACAGUGUCUUUAUCUCUUCUUUGUUAUCACUGUUCAAUAACAGAAUGGAAUGACCUCACGUGCAGAUUCCUUCCUUACAAAGCAGUUUGCACAAGAACACUCUUGACUUCUUGGAUUGCUUGCAUGGUAUCAUGAAAUAAAAAUGAGCAUUGUUAUGUACCACCCUGUAUAGGAAAUAUUUACAUUGUAUUCAAAUAAAUGAUGACUUGAUUCUGUUUACUACAGAUGAAAUGAGUGUUGGGAGAGGGAGCUUUGUUUGCACUGUGCCUGACUUAGUGUGUAAAUGUGUACCUGUGAUUUACAGCACUGUAUUCAUGCCAAUGAUCACCUGCUGCAAAUUGUUGGAAUUGUUGGUUAAACCAUCAGAAACCAGGGUGACUGUUCCAUUCUCACCUGUGCUUUAAUGUAGUUGUAGAAUGAAAAAUCUUAGCACUGUUUUAAACAGAAACUUUAAUAGUAACACAUGUGAUCCCAGAUGAAAUUUUGUCUACUCAGGUCAGUAAUCAGCAAUCACAAACCAUGCAUGCAUUGGUUUACAAUCAGAAAUUGUUUAGAAUCAGAAAUCACAAAGGCCAUCCAUGCAUUGUUUUGCAAUCAGAAAUCACGAAGGCCAUCCAUGCAUUGUUUAGAAUCAGAAAUCACAAAGGCCAUCCAUGCAUUGUUUUACAAUCAGAAAUCACAAGGGCCAUCCAUGCAUUGUUUUACAAUCAGAAAUCACAAGGGCCAUCCAUGCAUUGUUUUACAAUCAGAAAUCACGAAGGCCAUCCAUGCAUUGUUUUACAAUCAGAAAUCACAAAGGCCAUCCAUGCAUUGUUUUACAAUCAGAAAUCACAAGGGCCAUCCAUGCAUUGUUUUCCUGCUGAUUUUGGGGUUGUGUGGUUGGAGGUGUGGGAGAGGCUCUGUACAGCAAGGUAAAGUUCUUGAAGUUCAACUCCAGAGCAGAUUUUUCUGCUUGAGCUCCACUCUUGCUGUUUUUCCUUCCACAGGAUGGAGCUGCCACCUCAAGGAGCCUUUUCUGUGUCGUGUCCUUCAGGUGACAGUGCAGGGACACUGCAUGGUGUCACACCUCCAGUCAGUCAGUGUUCACUGCUGCCUUUGAACCAGGAUGGUUCACUAAUAAUAAGUAGUAAUCAAUUCCACUACCUAAUUACACACCUAUUUGCUUUCUCCCAUUGAUCCACUUAAUCAGGAGUAGAUUAAUUGCCUCUUCAAAAUUCCUAGUUACUAAUUUCAUAUUGUGUGAAGUAGGAGUAGUGGCUUUAGAAAUAGGAAUACUGGCCUUACCUUUUCUACAAUGCUGACUUUUCAUACUGCAGUCUAAUUUAUAAAUUACCCUUCAAAAUACUUUAAACAUAGAUUUUCUUUUUUCUUGUCUCACACCUUGUGUUCUUAACACCUAUUUGCACUAAAAGGAAGAAAAAGGGAAAUUCACACUGGAUGCACUUUAUCCUUCACCUGCUACUUGGAAAUCAAAAUUCCAGUCCAUUAAAGAGCUAAGAAACCAUUAGGUAUUAGACCUUGUUGACCUUUAAUAAUCCAGACUGGUUUAUUAAAAUUGAGUCUGUUUACUUUAUGGUGAUAUUUCUGUAGUUGUCACUAACAAGAAAUAUUGAAAAUCAAAACAGGGGAAUCUGUUCUUAUAUUCAAGAUAAUUUUUACUUCUUGGGACACUGGUCACUCUUAUGGAAACUCUGGCCCAUUUGUCUCAGUAUAACAAAACUGAUUUAGCAAAUGUUUUGCAAUAUGAGAGUGGAGAGGCAUAAGUAAAACGAUGUUAUAAAUUGUUUUUAAAAUUGAGACAGUGUAUCAUAUUUAAAAUUACUGAUAGGCAACUCAGCAACAAAACCAUUUCUGCUUUUAGAGCAGGCUAAAAAUAGCUGAAAUGUCAGAGCCCGGCUCCAUUAAUGGAUCAUGGCCUUCCUCUGAGUCCUGCUCUCCAAGUACAUCACGCUGCAAAUUCCUCUGCCCAUUUCAGCUGGCCAGGAAGGUCUUGUGUGUCUCUAACCCACAGUGAUAUGCUGUAUACUGCAUUUCUCUUCCUGAUUGUAGAAGGAAAGAUUACAUAAAACAUGGGAAUGAGAGAUUUCUUUCCUUGUAAUAUGAAAUUGAGAAUGUAUUGGGAAAAAUAGAGCUUUUUAUUGGUCUGUAAUUGCUGAGCACCUGCCCUUUGCUGUGAGAUCUUCCUUACAAGAAUGCUGAUUUAGGGAGGUACAUUUGGAAAGAACUGUUUGUUGCAAACAGCAACACUCUGAUGCCAGAAGCAGAACUUUUUACCUAAUUUUAUUUUUUAUGUUAGCUCUGCUAGUUUACUAUGAUGUUUUUAGCACAGAGAUUAUCUAGUGGAAUCUUAGUUUAGCACAGAAAUUUCUCCUAAAAUUACUUUCUGGGCUUCACCAAAGAGUCAAACUAGAAAUAGAACAAGCCUGAGAGGUGUCUUUUAACGAUUUGCUGGUGAGAAUUAGUUGUAGUUAUUUAUUAAUUUAUUCUGCAAAUAAAUCCUGGAAAUAAGCAA
Molecule: messenger RNA, 4678 nt
Organism: Zonotrichia leucophrys gambelii
Lineage: Eukaryota; Metazoa; Chordata; Aves; Passeriformes; Passerellidae
Gene: DUSP3
Product: dual specificity phosphatase 3
Exons: 3
Coding region: 101-655 (184 amino acids)
Biological process (GO): negative regulation of ERK1 and ERK2 cascade; positive regulation of mitotic cell cycle; negative regulation of T cell receptor signaling pathway
Cellular component (GO): cytosol; cytoplasm
Molecular function (GO): protein tyrosine/serine/threonine phosphatase activity; MAP kinase phosphatase activity
Source: RefSeq, a predicted model, not a curated record